AUGUCGAAACAAUUUGUUAGAUCUGCGAAGAAUUUGGUGAAAGGGUACUCUUCUACCCAGGUCCUGGUAAGAAAUGCAACGUCAAACGACAAUCAUCAAGUGUCCAAGGACUCGUUAAUUGAGCUGGCUGAAAAAUCAUAUGAUAGCGCAGAUUUCUUCGAAAUCAUGGAUAUGCUGGACAAAAGACUUAACGACAAGGGCAAAUACUGGAGGCAUAUCGCAAAGGCAUUGACAGUAAUAGAUUACUUGAUCAGGUUUGGUAGUGAGAAUUGUGUUCUUUGGUGUAGAGAAAAUUUAUACAUCAUCAAGACAUUGAAGGAGUUCAGGCACGAGGACGAUGAGGGCAUAGAUCAAGGUCAAAUCGUUAGGGUCAAAGCAAAAGAAUUGACUGCAUUACUAUCUGAUGACGAAAGACUGAACGAGGAAAGGAACAUGAAUAUCAAGGGAAGAAACAGGAAAGGAAGAAGAAGAAGGGGAACUGGGCGCAGUGAUGAAAAUGACGAUGAUUUGCAAAGAGCCAUUAGUGCUAGCAGGUUGACGGCGGAAGAAGACGAAAGAAGAAGAAAACAGGACGAGGAUUAUGAAACAGCUUUGCAGUUGAGCAAAGAAGAAGAGGAGCUAAAAAGAUUGCAAGAUUUACAAAGAAUGCAACAACAGCAAGGCCAACAACAAUUGCAACAACCUAUGUAUUAUGAUAUUUUUGGUAACCCAAUCACUCCUGAGGAAUACGCACAAUUUCAAUUGCAACAACAGCAACAACAGCAACAACAACAGUUGCAACAACAACCAAUGUACUACGAUGUAUUCGGGAAUCCUAUAACACCCGAAGAACUAGCACAGUUUCAACAACAACAACAACUACAGGAACAACAGUACUUAGCUUCUAUGCAACAGCAGCAACAGGCAAUGUCCAACAAUCCAUUUGCCAAAUCAGAACAGAGCUCAAGUUCACCAAAACGGAACCAACUAGUAGCAGCUUCUUCUCCACAGCAACUGCAACAACAAAAACAACAAGAGCCAUUGAUUCAAAACAGGACAGGCAAUCAAUCAAUGACAGACAAGUAUAGUAAACUAAACGAGCUACUAGCCACAGGAACAGGUAUUGAUACAUUCGGAAAUGUAGGGGAGGCUCGUAUUCCUGCCCAACAUACGAAGACAGGAACAUUCAUCAAUUCUCAAGGAACAGGAUAUAGGCAAGUAUCGGAUGAUCCAAACCACAAUCCGUUUUUGAACAGUCAGUAUACAGGUUUACCAAGCACUAGCGUCGUACCAACACAAACAGGCUAUGGCUUUGGUAACCAGUCUCAACAGCAGUCUCAAAAUAAUGGCUCAAAUAACCGGGGAUAUACUCUAAUUGAUUUAUGA
Messenger RNA from Saccharomyces cerevisiae S288C, 1365 nucleotides. RefSeq names its product epsin (gene ENT1). Bases 1 to 1365 code for a protein of 454 amino acids. The record is from RefSeq and is marked reviewed. Lineage: Eukaryota; Fungi; Ascomycota; Saccharomycetes; Saccharomycetales; Saccharomycetaceae. Gene Ontology annotation, molecular function: K63-linked polyubiquitin modification-dependent protein binding. The transcript has a single exon. Gene Ontology annotation, cellular component: cytoplasm; membrane. Gene Ontology annotation, biological process: endocytosis; actin filament organization; actin cortical patch assembly.